Molecule: messenger RNA, 1298 nt
Organism: Candidula unifasciata
Lineage: Eukaryota; Metazoa; Mollusca; Gastropoda; Stylommatophora; Geomitridae
Source: the annotation of a GenBank genome assembly
AAGCCGAAACUCAGAAGGCAUUAUCCCAGUUUAUCCGCUACGAGCAGAAGAACUUUGUUUCCCUGUAUGACUACCACUGCCAGGGAAGCGUGGAGUCAUGGGGAUGUGUCUUCACUGUGACCAACCUGAGAGCCGCUGCCAAGUUGUGUCUGACCGAUGACCAUUGCCAGGCGUUUGUAGCCUUUUCCCUCCAUCCUGAAGCUGAAAAUGUAAUGAAAGUUGUGCUGAAGAAUGCAGUAGAUACUAAACCAUCAGUAGAUUUUAAAACUACGCUGUUCAUCAAACGAGGACAAGAAAAAACAUUAGAAAAGGAUGAAAGCAGGACUCAGCAGGAUCAGAGUCAGGGUAGAGAAAGUGUGCCGACCAUGGGAGUUCAAACCUGUCUGAAUCAAGUCAUGCUUGGUCAAGUGUCCGGUCGUAAUAUCUUGGAGAAAAGUUUGAUGAAUCAUCUAGGAUAUAAAGGUUUAAAAGAGCAAGCAUGGAAGAAAGCAGCCAGUAAACAAGAUUUCAAGAGUCCCUUGGAGAUGAUGAAGUCUCUCGGCAGAGGAGGCAAGUUUGUGCUGAAUUUUGUCAACCCGUCAAAGGACAGGGAUGGCACAGCGAAAAAGAUUAUGUUCAUAUCUGAAGAUGGCCCACGUGCUUACCACAAGGCAUAUGCCAUUCUCUAUCAGUUGGACAGGAUUUUAGGGCUGUACCACACACCCCCUUGUGUGGGCCAUCGUCUUUCAUCUGAUGUUGUUGAGUAUCAUCAUCACAACAUUGUGUGGGAUGAGACUUUUCGAUCCCUGAUAUCACCGGAUGGGACACUGUCAGGCAUACUAGCUGCUCCCGCCCCGACUGGCUUUAGUGACAAAAUGUUGACUCUGCAGCCCCUGAAAACCAUGACAUGGGAGAUCACAGCCUUUGAUAAGUCCAGCAGACUUCAGUUAGAGUAUGUUCUUCUGAUGUGGUUGGGCAGGAUGGAGAAGUCGACUGAGCCUCUUGCAUUUAAAAAUCAUUUCAUCCAUUUCAGUGCAGACACAGCGUUUACCAGCUUGGGGACUGAUAUGUCAGUGUAUGAAGUGUUGCAAUGUUUCCGAUGUCACACUGAGGGCCAGACCACCAGUAGCAAAGUCUGCUAUUUAGGAGAUGAGGUCAUGAGACGGACACGUGCCAUGUUUCCUGACGAGCCUAAUGUUUGGAUUCAAUCACUGAAAGAAAGUGACCUUGAGACGGCCAUGAACUCUGCAGCCACGUCUGCCAUGCAUAUUGUGGAUACCUGUAUCGAUUAUUUCGGACGAGACCAUGUAUUGUACUGA